Postia placenta MAD-698-R-SB12 is the source of this 1080-nucleotide messenger RNA. RefSeq lists its product as hypothetical. NCBI's taxonomy places the organism in Eukaryota, Fungi, Basidiomycota, Agaricomycetes, Polyporales, Adustoporiaceae. Bases 1 to 1080 code for a protein of 359 amino acids. The transcript has 3 exons. The record is from RefSeq and is a predicted model, not a curated record.
AUGUCGGGAGUCGACAAUAACAAUGACGUGGCGCAUGCCACCAUCACCGAAGUAGUGGACUCAGUGCACACGCCGGGGCUCUUGCGUCAGGGGACAGAGCCUACAUGGGUUUCAGUCCCUGGUGGAGUGCCUUUGGUCCUCCACAAUGGCAAUUGUGAACGGUGUAUGCAGUUUGCGAUGCACAUCGCGGGACUUCGCUUGUGUGACCAAUCACUCAUCGAUGCAGAAGAUGCGGCACGUGCCACAAUGAUACAGCGCCAUUUCAACAACGGAUGGUCUUUUCCAGGGGAGAGGGGCCUGGUUGAAGACCGUGCGAGAUUAAGGGACGCCCAAGCUCGUAUACGCGAGCUGGAGGAGCGUCUCAAUACCGAAAUGGUAGCCCGAAUACGAGCCGAAGAACAGGAGCGUCUCAAUACCGAAAUAUUAGCCCGAAUACGAGCCGAAGAGCAUUUGCGACUGGCGAUGGAUCAACGGGACUAUUUUACCCGCACCUUCGGCUUCGACGUUGUUGAGGAAUCCACCUAUGGCAGCUCCAGCAGCAUCGCGUCGACGGGAAUGGCUCAGCCCAGCCGACAGUCGCCCGUGGAGUAUUGGUGGACGUGGUUCAAUAAAAAUCCGUCCGCCGCUCCGACAUCGUUCCGCCCAUACGUCCAACUGCGCAAUUGGGCUCCGUCAACGAGAACAUCGGAAGUCGCGCGACGGGCAUGGAUCGAGGCUAUGGUGCACGUACUAUCUGUACGGGGUCUAUAUGCAUACAUCGUCGCAGUCCAAGGAUUCAAUGUCGCGACCAACCCUAUCAUUGUCAUGGCACCGGUACUGGACGCUGGAGUAUUACCCCGAGACGUUGCCCAAUUCAUGGCAUCCCAGGGCGUCCAGCCCACUGAGGUUGGAGUGCUUGGAACGCACGCAGUGAGAGAGCGGAACGUGAGGCUGGGACGCACCCCGGGGGACACCUCGCCGUAUACGGACGGGCCCAGUCAUGUCACUGAUGCUAUCCCUCACAUCGACACUCCGAUGCCGCUGCCAGCCCCGCGUAAUGCGCCUGCUGAGACGAACAACACUAUGGGCACCGCACCAUGA